This is a messenger RNA of Penicillium odoratum, 1248 nucleotides long. RefSeq names its product enoyl-[acyl-carrier-protein] reductase. The transcript has 2 exons. Gene Ontology annotation, molecular function: trans-2-enoyl-CoA reductase (NADPH) activity. Gene Ontology annotation, cellular component: mitochondrion. Gene Ontology annotation, biological process: fatty acid metabolic process. Lineage: Eukaryota; Fungi; Ascomycota; Eurotiomycetes; Eurotiales; Aspergillaceae. The record is from RefSeq and is a predicted model, not a curated record. The coding region runs from base 1 to 1248 and encodes 415 amino acids.
AUGUUCUCGCGCAGUGUUUUCCGAGCUUCUACCCACGGUACCCGGCAAUCUGGUUUAUUCAGAGCCGCAAGCCUGGCGGGUAAAGCUCAAUGUGCUAGCUCCACUCUCCCCGUGCAGGGCCGAAGAUCCAUUUCCGUGUAUGGCUACACACAAUCCAAGGCUCUGGUGUACUCGAAAUACGGCGAGCCCAAGGAUGUUCUCAGUCUACAUAAGCAUUCCAUUUCCGCCCCUCAUGGCACCCAAGUCAAUCUUCGUCUCCUUACAGCUCCUAUGAACCCGGCCGAUGUCAACCAGAUCCAAGGGGUAUACCCUAGCAAACCUCCAUUUGUCUCCACUCUUGGUACCAGUCAGCCGUCCGCUGUCGGCGGUAACGAGGGUGCCUUUGAGGUGAUUUCAACCGGCGCGGGUGUCAAGAGUCUGUCCAAGGGUGACUGGGUCAUUAUGAAGAAGACUGGUCAGGGUACUUGGCGCACACACGCUCAGAUGGAAGAGUCACAGCUUAUCCGCAUCGAGAAUAAGGAUGGGUUGACGCCGCUGCAGGUUGGUACCGUGAGUGUCAACCCGGUGACCGCAUACCGCAUGAUCCGUGAUUUCUGCGAGUGGGAUUGGAUGCGCGCAGGCGAGGAAUGGUUGAUCCAGAAUGGUGCUAACAGCGGUGUUGGCCGUGCUGCGAUUCAGCUCUGUCGUGAGUGGGGAAUUAAGACGAUCAAUGUUGUUCGUCAGCGCAAGACGCCCGAGGAGACAGAGGCGCUUAAGCAAGAACUCAAGGAUCUCGGCGCUACGGUCGCUGUGACUGAGGAGGAAAUGCUGAAUGGUCCCUUCCGGGAUAUGAUCAAGGAAGCCACCCGUGGAGGACGGGAGCCGAUUCGUCUGGCUUUGAACUGCGUUGGUGGGAAGAAUGCCACAGCACUUGCAAAGACCCUGGCACCAGACUCACACAUGGUCACCUACGGUGCUAUGUCGAAGCAGCCUGUGGCUCUGCCCUCCGGGUUGUUGAUCUUUAAGAACAUUACCUUUGAUGGUUUCUGGGUCAGCAAGUGGGGUGAUAAGAACCCGGUGCUGAAGGAGAACACCAUUAAGGAUGUGCUGCAGCUGACCCGUGCGGGCCGAUUUAAGGACAUUCCCGUGGACGACGUCAAAUGGAACUGGAAUUCCGAGGGCGCCGAGCUAGCAAACAGCGUGCAAGGCACUCUGGGUGGAUAUCGCAGUGGAAAGGGUGUGCUGACGUACACUGGAGGCGAUGAGUGA